GGGAAGCUCAAAUGCAGGUUUCGUGCGUGAUAAGCCCGAAACUGAGGUGUCUCGAAGACAGAAAUACCUGUAUAUUUCUAACAAAGUAGGCAAGAUAACUUCUCGGGACAGACUCUAGUCAUAUAUUACUAUUCACUUUUGGUGGUUGGUCGUUAAUAGGACAAAAUGGGUUGCUGGUUUUCCAAAAAAUCUAAAAGAAAAUCACCCGAAAAAGAACCUACGACGACGGUAGAAGAGAACACGACCAGCAACAACAUUGCCCUCAGCAGCAAUGCAACUGAGGAUCCACCUAAACAAUACAGCUGGGACAAGCGUGAAAAGGUUGACCCGAAGGACUUCAUGCUAACGGGGCUGAAGGAUGCCACGGUGGGCCGUCUGCCAGGCAAGCUGAACGGACAGCAGUUUGUCAUCCAGGACUGUGACAACUGUAAGAUCUUCGUGUUGGACCACUCCGCCACCAUCACCAUCGACGACUGCACUAACUGCUGCAUCGUUAUGGGGCCAGUGAAGGGCAGUGUGUUCUUCAGGGACUGUAAGGACAUCAAGUGUGUGGUGGCCUGCCAGCAGUUCAGGACCAGGGACUGUAAGAAGAUGGAGGUGUUCCUGUGUUGCGCCACUCAGCCCAUCAUCGAGGCGUCCACGGGGAUGAAGUUCGGCUGCUUCCAGUACUACUACCCCGAGCUGGCCUUCCACUUCAAGGACGCAGGCCUCAGUAUCUUCAACAACAACUGGAGCAACGUCCAUGACUUCACGCCCGUCUCAGGGGAGACCAACUGGAGCCUGCUGCCUGAGGACACUGUGGUGUUGGACCACGUUCCAGCCCCUGACCCGGAGUCAGAGUUUAAAUCAGUCCGGAUUUCAGCUGAGGCAUCCCGCAGCAUCGUGCCCAUGACCAAAGGAGGCAGACGCAAGGAGAGUGACGAGUCCUGUCUGUUUGUGUUCUUCUCUGGGGACUACACCACUGCCAACGCCCGGAAACUCAUUGAUGAGGCCUCUGGGAAAGGGUUUGUGCUGAUCCAGACUAAGGAAGUGUCCAUGCGCCCAGAGGAUGUCAGCAGAGUGUUCCAGAACAAUGCAGAGGGACUCCUGGAGUGGAUCACCAACGGCCCAGUGACAGCUCUGGAGUUGAAUGGGGACGGGGUAGUGGAGGCCUGCAAGAGCAUGGCCAGUGACCUGUUCAGUGGAACCAAGGUGUUUGUUUCAGACAACAGAAAUACUUCCUCUCGAGAUGUGGACAACUUCUUCAACUUCGCUGACAUGCAGAUGGGCUUGUGAUUGAGCCACUGUAUGACAAUCAACUUACUACACAACCAAGGAUUCAAUCAAAACUACACCACUGAUACACUUUUGUAUGUUGACAUUUUUUAUUGGUAGUAUUAACCCUGGAUAUACCGGUAGGUAGGAGAGCGGACAGGUUAACCAACAUAGUGAAUGUAGGUAGCAGAGAGGACAGGUUGACCAACACAGUGAAUGUAGGUAGGAGAGCGGACAGGUUGAUCAACACAGUGAAUGUAGGUAGGAGAGCGGACAGGUUAAUCAACAUAGUGAAUGUAGGUAGGAGAGCGGACAGGUUAAUCAACACAGUGAAUGUAGGUAGCAGAGAGGACAGGUUGACCAACAUAGUGAAUGUAGGUAGGAGAGCGGACAGGUUAAUCAACAUAGUGAAUGUAGGUAGGAGAGCGGACAGGUUGAUCAA
This is a messenger RNA of Oncorhynchus nerka (sockeye salmon), 1696 nucleotides long. RefSeq names its product RP2 activator of ARL3 GTPase (gene rp2). Gene Ontology annotation, molecular function: GTPase activator activity. Lineage: Eukaryota; Metazoa; Chordata; Actinopteri; Salmoniformes; Salmonidae. The record is from RefSeq and is a predicted model, not a curated record. Gene Ontology annotation, biological process: post-Golgi vesicle-mediated transport. Gene Ontology annotation, cellular component: periciliary membrane compartment; cilium. Bases 166 to 1275 code for a protein of 369 amino acids. The transcript is spliced from 5 exons.